Molecule: messenger RNA, 1080 nt
Organism: Parathielavia appendiculata
Lineage: Eukaryota; Fungi; Ascomycota; Sordariomycetes; Sordariales; Chaetomiaceae
Product: NIPSNAP-domain-containing protein
Exons: 2
Coding region: 1-1080 (359 amino acids)
Cellular component (GO): mitochondrion
Source: RefSeq, a predicted model, not a curated record
AUGAUUUCGCAACGCAUCGCUCGCGCCGCCCGGCAGACGCCCGCGAUAAGGACAUUUACAAGCUCGGUUGCGACCCGGAGCGACCGCCCGCCGACCCUGGGCGACAUCCAGCCGGACCAGCACGAGACCUUCAACAGCCGGCAGAAGACGUUCCGGGCGCAGCUUGCGGAGGCCAAGAAGCAGCGGGAAGCCAGUGGGUUUGCCUCGUCGUCCUCUCUUGCAUCUUCUAGCUCCUCCUCCUCCUCCUCCUCGGCCCAGGGCCUAGGAUCGCUGAGCACUGCGGCGGCCGGUACAGGGAACGCGGCACGCGCCGCCGAACAAGCUCCCCCGCGCAAGGCGGGCCCGCUGACGAACCUCAUCUACGGCACCAAGGAGGGCCGCGAGCUGGACGCCCAGAUUGAGGCCAGCUUCAGCCAGGUGCUCGCCCGUGGCAAGUACGUGCACUCGAUCGAAUUCCACGAGGUUAAGCCCGAGUGCGUGGACGAGUACGUCGAACUCGUGGGCAACUGGUACCCCAAGGUGGCCAGCUCGCCCGAGAAUAAGGUUCACCUGGUCGGGAGCUGGCGGACCGAGGUGGGCGACUGCGAUACGUUUGUACACAUUUGGGAAUACCAACGCUACCAAGGCUUCCAUGCCUCUCUCAACACCAUCUCGCGCAACCCGCAGUUCCCCGACUUUGACAAGAAGCUGCGCCGGCUGAUCCACAGCAAGCGGGCCUCGCUCAUGCAAGAGUUCAGCUUCUGGCCGACGACGCCCCCCAGAAAGCUGGGCGGGCUCUUUGAGCUGCGCUCGUACACGCUGCACCCGGGAAACCUGCUUGAGUGGGAGACGCACUGGCGGCGCGGGCUCAAGGCGCGGCGCGAGGUCAUGGAGGGCGUGGGCGCGUGGUUUGUGCAAAUUGGCGACCUCAAUACGGUGCACCACCUGUGGCAGUUUGCCGAUCUCGAGGAGCGCAAGAUUCGCCGUGAGAAGAGCUGGGGCAUAGAAGGCUGGGCCGAGACGGUGCACAAGACUGUCCCGCUGAUCCAGGAGAUGAAGAGCCGGAUUCUGGUGCCCAUGCCGUGGUCGCCGGUGGCGUAA